AUGUCGGGCGUCUGGGGCUGGUUCGGUGGUGGCGCAUCCGCACAGAAGCGCAAGGACACACCGAAGAACGCUAUUCUCGGAUUGCGAUCGCAGCUUGAUAUGCUACAGAAGCGAGAAGAGCAUUUGCAGAAGCAGAUGGACCAGCAGGAUGCCAUUGCUCGAAAGAACGUUACAACAAACAAGUCCGCGGCGCUGGCGGCACUACGGCGCAAGAAGGCGCUGGAGCACAGCCUGGAGCAGACACAGGCCCAGAUAGGCACGCUCGAGCAGCAAGUCAACGCCAUCGAGUCGGCGAAUAUCAACCGGGAGACACUGGCGGCGAUGGAGCGGGCGGCCGCAGCCAUGAAGACGAUCCACGGCAACCUGACGCCGGAGAAGGUCGACGCGACGAUGGAGGAGGUCCACCUGCAGAACCAACUCAGCGAGGAGAUUGUCACUGCCAUUACGACUAGUACGAUUGGAGACCUUGUGGAUGAUGCCGACCUGGAAGACGAGCUGGACAAGCUGCAGCAGGAACAGCUGGACAACAAGAUGCUUGAGACCGGAACAGUGCCAGUGUCGGACGCCAUCCACAGGCUGCCGGCAGCAGCAAACGGAGAGAUCAAGAAGGCUGUGGAGGAGGACGACGAAGAAGCGGAGCUUCGGAAGCUGCAGGCCGAGAUGGCUAUGUGA
Grosmannia clavigera kw1407 is the source of this 672-nucleotide messenger RNA. RefSeq names its product snf7 family protein. Gene Ontology annotation, cellular component: multivesicular body; ESCRT III complex; cytoplasmic side of plasma membrane. The transcript has 4 exons. Gene Ontology annotation, biological process: vesicle budding from membrane; late endosome to vacuole transport via multivesicular body sorting pathway. Lineage: Eukaryota; Fungi; Ascomycota; Sordariomycetes; Ophiostomatales; Ophiostomataceae. The record is from RefSeq and is a predicted model, not a curated record. The coding region runs from base 1 to 672 and encodes 223 amino acids.